Molecule: messenger RNA, 3581 nt
Organism: Lagenorhynchus albirostris (white-beaked dolphin)
Lineage: Eukaryota; Metazoa; Chordata; Mammalia; Artiodactyla; Delphinidae
Gene: DGKI
Product: diacylglycerol kinase iota
Exons: 34
Coding region: 1-3249 (1082 amino acids)
Biological process (GO): intracellular signal transduction; regulation of synaptic transmission, glutamatergic; lipid phosphorylation
Cellular component (GO): nucleus
Molecular function (GO): ATP-dependent diacylglycerol kinase activity; protein binding
Source: RefSeq, a predicted model, not a curated record
AUGGAUGCUGCGGGAAGGGGCUGCCAUUUGCCGCCCCUGCCAGCGGCGCGCAGACCUGUUCGCUCUCCGGCGGUGGCGGCCGCCGUCAGCGCUGUUCGUCUGUCCGGCUUCUGCAGCGGCGCCGCCUCGGCUCCCUCCGCGGCCGCCGGAGCGGUCGCCAUGAACCCCAGCUCCUCGGCGGCAGAGGAGAAGGGGGCAACGGGCGGCAGCAGCAGCAGCAGCGGAAGCGGCGCCGGGAGCUGCUGCCUGGGCGCCGAGGGCGGUGCGGACCCGAGGGGCGCGGGGGCAGCGGCGGCGGCUGGGGCCGCUGCCCUGGAAGAGCCCGGGGCCGCCGGCCCGAAAGAGAAGGACGAGGCGCUGGAGGAGAAGCUGCGGAACUUAACUUUCCGGAAGCAGGUCUCUUACAGGAAAGCAAUCUCCCGGGCGGGCCUGCAGCACCUGGCCCCUGCACAUCCCCUCAGCAUUCCUGUGGCAAACGGGCCAGCGAAGGAGCCCAGAGCGACUCUGGACUGGAGUGAAAAUGCCGUGAAUGGAGAGCACCUGUGGCUGGAGACCAACGUCUCGGGAGACCUGUGCUACCUGGGGGAGGAGAACUGCCAAGUCAGAUUUGCAAAAUCAGCUCUCAGGAGGAAGUGUGCGGUCUGUAAGAUCGUCGUCCACACCGCCUGCAUCGAACAGCUAGAAAAGAUUAAUUUCCGAUGUAAACCAACAUUUCGAGAAGGGGGCUCAAGAUCACCGAGAGAAAAUUUUGUGCGUCAUCACUGGGUACACAGGCGUCGGCAGGAGGGAAAAUGUAAGCAGUGUGGUAAGGGCUUCCAGCAAAAAUUCUCCUUCCACAGUAAAGAGAUUGUGGCUAUCAGCUGUUCCUGGUGCAAGCAGGCGUUUCACAAUAAGGUGACCUGCUUCAUGCUGCACCAGAUUGAGGAACCCUGCUCCCUGGGGGCUCACGCUGCUGUUAUUGUCCCGCCCACCUGGAUCAUUAAGGUGAAGAAACCUCAGAACUCGCUGAAGGCUUCAAAUCGGAAGAAGAAGAGAACAAGCUUUAAAAGAAAAGCCAGUAAAAGAGGAACUGAAGUAAGUGAAAACAAAGGUCGUCCUUUUGUGAUAAAACCUAUCUCUUCUCCUCUCAUGAAACCUUUGCUUGUGUUUGUGAACCCCAAGAGUGGAGGCAACCAGGGAACCAAGGUCAUGCAGAUGUUCAUGUGGUACCUGAACCCACGGCAAGUCUUUGAUCUUUCUCAGGAAGGGCCAAAAGACGCGCUUGAAUUAUAUAGGAAAGUACCAAAUCUGCGGAUUCUGGCCUGUGGUGGGGAUGGAACGGUGGGCUGGAUCCUUUCCAUUCUGGAUGAACUGCAGCUGAGCCCUCAGCCUCCGGUUGGGGUCCUUCCUUUGGGGACCGGGAACGACCUGGCUCGAACUCUCAACUGGGGAGGGGGCUACACUGAUGAACCUGUUUCUAAGAUCCUUUGCCAAGUAGAAGAUGGGACGAUUGUACAGCUAGAUCGCUGGAACCUCCAUGUGGAAAGAAACCCAGACUUGCCUCCAGAAGAACUCGAAGAUGGCGUGUGUAAGCUUCCUCUGAAUGUUUUCAAUAAUUACUUCAGCCUCGGAUUUGAUGCCCACGUCACACUGGAGUUCCAUGAAUCCAGAGAAGCAAAUCCAGAGAAAUUCAACAGUCGUUUUCGAAAUAAAAUGUUCUAUGCAGGGGCAGCUUUCUCUGAUUUCCUACAGAGAAGCUCUAGAGAUUUAUCCAAGCAUGUUAAAGUUGUCUGUGAUGGAACAGAUCUCACCCCAAAGAUUCAGGAACUGAAGUUCCAGUGUAUAGUAUUUUUAAAUAUACCCAGAUAUUGUGCUGGCACAAUGCCUUGGGGGAACCCAGGAGAUCACCAUGACUUUGAACCUCAGCGUCAUGACGAUGGUUAUAUUGAAGUCAUUGGAUUCACCAUGGCCUCUCUGGCUGCCCUGCAAGUCGGGGGCCACGGAGAAAGGCUGCACCAGUGUCGGGAGGUCAUGCUGCUAACUUACAAAUCCAUCCCCAUGCAAGUGGAUGGGGAGCCCUGUAGGUUGGCCCCGGCUAUGAUUCGGAUCUCGUUGAGGAAUCAGGCCAACAUGGUACAGAAGAGCAAGAGAAGGACGUCCAUGCCUUUACUCAAUGAUGUCCAUCAGGUGCAAGCUGCGGACCUGCGGAGAGUGUCUGCCCCCCCAGGCUCCUUCACCAUUCCCCAGUCUGUCCCAGACCGUCUGAGGAUCCGGGUGAACAAAAUCAGUUUACAAGACUAUGAAGGAUUCCACUAUGACAAAGAGAAGCUCCGGGAAGCUUCCAUCCCUCUGGGUAUUCUAGUUGUGCGUGGAGACUGUGAUUUGGAGACUUGCCGUAUGUACAUAGAUCGCCUGCAGGAGGACCUGCAGUCAGUUUCUUCUGGCUCCCAGAGAGUUCAUUACCAGGACCACGAAACCUCCUUCCCCAGGGCGCUCUCAGCUCAGAGACUCUCCCCACGGUGGUGCUUUCUAGAUGCUACUUCUGCUGAUCGCUUUUAUCGAAUAGACAGAUCUCAGGAACACUUGCACUUUGUGAUGGAGAUUUCUCAGGAUGAGAUUUUUAUUCUGGACCCAGAUAUGGUGUUGUCACAGCAGGCAGGGACACCCCCAGGAAUGCCUGAUCUGGUGGUGGAGCAAGCCUCCGGAAUGACAGACUGGUGGAAUCCUGCCCUCCGGAAACGCAUGCUGAGUGACAGUGGGCUGGGAAUGAUAACUCCAUAUUACGAAGAAGACUCAGAUCUGAAAGAUUUCAGCCACUCCCGAGUGCUACAGUCACCAGUCUCUUCAGAAGAUCACGCAAUUUUGCAGGCAGUAAUAGCUGGUGAUCUUAUGAAGCUAAUAGAAAGCUAUAAAAAUGGAGGCAGCCUGCUAAUUCAGGGACCAGACCACUGUUCACUCCUUCACUACGCAGCUAAAACCGGCAACGGGGAGAUUGUGAAAUAUAUCCUUGACCACGGACCUUCUGAGUUAUUGGAUAUGGCAGACAGCGAAACGGGUGAGACCGCUCUGCACAAGGCAGCUUGCCAGCGGAACCGGGCUGUGUGCCAGCUUCUGGUGGACGCAGGGGCAUCUCUGAGAAAGACGGACUCCGAGGGUAAGACACCUCAAGAGAGAGCACAGCAGGCCGGGGACCCGGAUUUGGCAGCCUACCUAGAAAGCCGCCAGAACUAUAAGAUCAUUGGCCAUGAGGACCUGGAAACUGCUGUUUGACCCUGGUAGACAGGCUGAGAGAAUCUGAACGAGCAUUAUCACCUGUGCCCUCCUGGUGAUUGGGCAGCUCCCCUGGAAGAAGCUGAUGGAAUCCAUAAAUCUGUCUCUCUCCUGCAAGAAUCUAUCUGAGACCAUGCCACCAGUUUUAAGGGCUACCAAGAUGUACAACCGAACAUGAUAGCCCACUGAGGACGAGGCAGGAUACCUGGAGAUUUGUGGAAUACAGAUUCCACAAAAUUCGAUCCUUAUUGCUUCCAGCAAGUAGCAUGAACUUCUGUGUUCACCUGUAUAAUUUAUUUUAAAGAUUCAAGGAUGUUUGUAUAAAUGGCACU